CUUUCAAAACUUUCUGAUCCGUCUUCGGACUUGAGAGUUGUAACCCUAAUAAAUUGACCUCGUCUCUGUAUUUUCGCUUUUCAGUGUUUCAGUAUUUGUUAGUACAAUUUAGGAAGACAAGAGAGUGAGAGAUGCAUCUAUGGCCGUCGAUGAGGAUUAGGGACUCAUUCAAGCUUGGAUACCUGAGAAAGCUCGAAUGGAACCUCAAUAGAAUGGAAAGCGAAAAGCAGAAACUGUUGGAUAAUGAAGAACCUGUUUCCGAUCGACAAGAAGCUGCGAAACCCAAUUCAGAGAUUCUUGGUGGGCUCCUCGUAGUGUGCAGGGAGUCGCUGAUGGUUCUCUCCUGUUGCUAUUGCUGUUUCUGUUGCGGAGCUUGUCUGGAUGAAGAUGAGUAUUGAUGCAGCAGUAUCUGGCAGCGCAUUUGAAAUCUGAAUCUAUCCUGGAAAUAACAAGAAUGUGUAUACUGGAAAUUGACUAACCCUCUAAAGCUUUUGUUACUGGAAUGUUAAUUAUAAAUAGGUCCUUUUGUUCAUAUGCCAUGAAAUAUAUAAAGGUAGAAGUUGUUAUCCCAA
Messenger RNA from Juglans regia (Persian walnut), 572 nucleotides. RefSeq lists its product as uncharacterized. NCBI's taxonomy places the organism in Eukaryota, Viridiplantae, Streptophyta, Magnoliopsida, Fagales, Juglandaceae. The transcript has 2 exons. The record is from RefSeq and is a predicted model, not a curated record. Bases 132 to 398 code for a protein of 88 amino acids.